AUGCCAAAAGUUAUUGGACCCCCUGGUCAGGCCUUGCAGAAGGAGAAACUAAGGCUUUGUGCAGUGACCAAUGGGACCAAUCUGGUCAUCCUUUCUUUAGCUCUCGUUUAUCUUUUUCAGGCAACCAAAAGCAGGAUCAAGAGAGUGAAGAAUGCGGUCUUUUCCUGUGCAACCAAACAAGUGGCUGAAGAUUUGGGAUCUCCUCCAAUCCUCCGAAAGCCACGAAGAACCCAUUCUGGCCACAAGGCAGAGCCCUCUCAGACAUUUCCACCGGAGAAUCUUCCCGCUUCAACGACAAACCUUGAAGUCCAGGAUGAAGACUUAGAAGACACAGAGAAACAAGAAUCGAACCAACAACAGAGCCUUCCAGAAGUCCAAGGGCAGGAUACUGAGGAAGGCAUAUGUCCAAUGGAGACUCUCUCUGCUAUUCCAGUUAGUACAGAUGCUGAAUUACCAUUGGUUUCAAAGACCUCACAUGACACAGACCUUGGAGAGACAGAGGACUUUCCAGCACCCCAAGAAAAGGACACAUCUCCUACGCAGACUGUGACCUUAAUCCAGGUUCAACCAAUACGAUUAGAAGACACAAACAGCUUCCAAGAGACACAAGAAAGCCAUGCUUACGAAGGCACCUGUCAACUUCGCAUGGAAAUCCAGCAGCCACCAAACACUGAAGAAUCGUCAUCGGAUUCAACCACCUCAGACAACACGAGCUCCGAUGAGAGUUAUUUCAUCACAAAGUGGUCCUUGAAUGAGUAUAGUUUGAACAGUUCAACAAGCACCGUAGAUGAAGAAUUAGAUGUACCCAUUCUCUCCGAACAGUCACAAUUCAGCAUACAGGAGAAAAAUGUCUGGGUACAUAACAUGUGCCAGAAGUUCACCAAUCUGCCUUCUCAAAUGCGUGACCAUAUGGGAAAGACAGUGGCCCAAAGGCAUUUGCUUAGUGUCCUAGAACAUUGCUUUGAAUCGGACGAACAUGAGUGUAUUGAGUUCUUAGCUGAGAUCGUUAAGUCUCCAAAAUGCAAUCUGGAUGUCGUGAUCCGUUUCUUCUAUGACAAGGCAAAUGAAGGCAGUUGGCUACCUGAGGAGGGAGAGGAAAAGUUGAGAGUCAAGGUGAAGGCCGCAAGAUACCUGAUAUCUGUCAUAAAGUGGGUCUGUGAUCCCAAGAAGCUAAUGUACUGGUAUGAUUUGUUAGCUUCUACCUAUAUGAACAUUUGGAACAAACAGCCCCGCCGAUCUGAAGAAGAUGCCGAAAAAAAUGACAACAUAUAUCUACAUCCAGGUGAAAUUGUAUAUAUUAUCAGGAUUUUGAAAGACAUGCAACAGGACUACAUUAGCCAGAUUUUACCAGACGUUGCUGAUUGA
Molecule: messenger RNA, 1365 nt
Organism: Sceloporus undulatus (fence lizard)
Lineage: Eukaryota; Metazoa; Chordata; Lepidosauria; Squamata; Phrynosomatidae
Exons: 13
Coding region: 1-1365 (454 amino acids)
Source: RefSeq, a predicted model, not a curated record